CAACCUUUUGAUUUGUAUUAUAAGUAGGGGGCCUGGUCUAUCCAGAAUUCCAAAUCAAAUCUUUUCCCAUGGCAAGUAGUUCAUCUACUACCCAAGAUGGUGUUGCAAGAUCUAUAUCAGAUGCCCCACCAACUCAUUACAUAGUCAAGAUACAGUUAUUCUCAUUACUUCUAAACAACUCGGUAGAAAAAUAUGAAUCUGGAGAUUUUGAGGCUGGAGGCUACAAAUGGUAAGGCUUUCUACUUCUCUUUUUCUUCACUACAAAAUCACACACUUUAUUUUGCCUUAUGAUUUACAACUAAAUGUGUCCAUCUCAUGUGGGAACUUCGUUCUCUUUCUGUGAACAUAUAAACAGGAAACUGAUUC
Molecule: messenger RNA, 366 nt
Organism: Rubroshorea leprosula
Lineage: Eukaryota; Viridiplantae; Streptophyta; Magnoliopsida; Malvales; Dipterocarpaceae
Source: the annotation of a GenBank genome assembly